AAGCUGUCUUAUUUCCUAACAGGGCGUGUAGUAAAACGUUAACAAGAGGAAUUAAUAGCACUUUAACUCACUGGAUUUUUCAAAACGUGACGUACACCAUAUACAGUUCAACACAGACCCUCAUUGGAAAGAAAAUAAGAUAUUCUGACACAGGGUCCUGCAUGGUUGCCGUGUUGUGCCGAGAUGGCUCUGGAGGAAGGGGCUCGGAGCUCUCUGCUGCGCUUCCGCCACAAACUGGAGCAGGACAUCAAGCCCUCCUACCUGAUGGAUCACCUGAUCAGUGACGGCGUGCUCACUGUGGACGAGGAGGAGAGGAUCAAGACCCAGCCCACCAGGAAGGAUCAGGCCGCAGCGCUGCUGGAGCUGCUGCUGAGGAAGGACAACCGAGCCUACAUCUCCUUCUACAACGCCCUGAUCACUGAGGCAUACGAGGACCUGGCCAAUCUGCUUCAUGGGGAUUUACCCCAAAUAUCACUUAGUGCACUUAAAGGCUCCUCUGAUGGCUUCACCCCUACUGUCCAGGCCGUGCUGAGUCAAGGCGGUGUACCACAGAGGCCCGUGGUGUUUGUCAGCAGACUGGAGCUUGUGAACCGGGUCAGGGAGAAACUCUUCCUGGUGGAGAAGGCUCCCGGCUGGGUCACCGUGUUCGGCAUGGCCGGCUCGGGAAAAUCCGUCCUGGCUGCUGAGGCUGUCCGGCACCUAGGAAUCAUCGAAGAGUGCUUUCCGGGAGGGGUCCACUGGCUGUCCAUCGGCCAGCUGGACAAACCCGACCUGCUGGCCAAGAUCCAGUCGUUGUGUUUCCGUCUGGAGCAGAACAUGGACUCGCAGUCCCUCCAGAGAACCCCCAACUCUCUGGAUGAGGCCAAAGAGCGCCUGCGCUUCCUCAUGCUGCGCAGAUAUCCAAGAUCCCUGCUCAUUCUAGAUGACGUCUGGGACACUACAGUGCUGAAGGCCUUUGAUAUCCACAGUCGGGUUCUUCUGACCACCAGAAACAGAGCCCUUGCUGACUCUGUUAGUGGAGCCAAGUACCUGGUGGAAGUGGAGAGCGGUCUGGAUGAAAACAAGGGAAUGGAGAUCCUCGCUCUGUACACUAAAACUGAAGUCUGUGCGCUUCCUGAGGACGCGCGCAGCAUUGUCAGAGAAUGCAAAGGUUCCCCCUUGGUGGUCUCCCUGAUCGGGGCUCUUCUCAAAGAGAAACCCAACCGCUGGCAUUACUACCUCCGCCAGUUGCAGCAGAAGCAGUUCAAGCGCAUCAAGAAGUCCUCAUCUUACGACUACGACGCCCUCGACCAAGCCAUGUCUGCCAGCAUCGAGGUCCUGCCUGACGAGCACCGGGAGUUCUACAAGGACCUCACGGUGCUGGAGAACGACAUCAAGGUCCCUGCAAAGGUGCUGUCUGUUCUGUGGGGCCUGGAGACGGAGGAGGUGGAGGACAUCCUGGAGGAGUUUGUGAACAAGUCUCUGCUCUUUGUGGACAAUCACAACAAGCCCUACCUGUACUACCUCCAUGACCUGCAGCUGGACUUCCUGGUGGAGCAGAACCGCACCCAGCUGGAGAGCCUCCACAAGAAGGUGGUGCAUCAGUACCAGCAGCACUACAGAGACGGGCCCCCCACCUCAGGAGAUGAGGAGUGUCUGUACUGGAUCAGAUUCCUCACACACCACAUGGCCAAAGCCAACCUCUCCCAGGAGCUGUACUCGCUCAUGUUUUCUCUGGACUGGGUCAGCGUCAAGGCCCGGAUCAUGGGUCCAGCUCACCUCAUCAACGACUAUAUGGAGUAUGGACCCGUUCUGGACAAAGAGAACAGUGACGUGCGCAGUCACUUCCAGGAGUUCCUCUCUCUGAACGGCCACCACCUGGAGCAGCGUCCGUUCCCUGACGUGGUGCAGCUGGCUCUGUCGCAGCCCCACAGCUCCGAGGUGUACCGCCAGGCUCUGUUGCAGGCGCAGGGGGGGGCCCGCACAGGGAAGCUCUACUUUGACUGGCUGAAUAAGAACAGUGUGGAGAAUCUGUCCCGGCUGGUGCUCCACCCCCAGCAGGGCUCCAUCUACUCCGCCUGCUUCUCCCACGAUGGAACCAGGAUCGCCUCCUGUGGAGCCAGCAAGACACUGAAGGUGUUUAGGAGCACCUCAGGUGAGAAGCUCACAGAGAUCCAGGCCCAUGACGACGAGGUGCUCUGCUGUGCCUUCUCCCCUGACGACCGUCUCCUAGCAACCUGCUCCAGCGACAGGAAAGUCAAGGUGUGGAACGUGGAGCGAGCCAUGCUACUGAGGGUCUUUGAGGAGGAGCAUUCAGAGCAGGUCAACCACUGUCAGUUCACCAACACCACAAAGCGCCUCCUGCUGGCCACCUGCUCCAACGACAAGUUCCUGAACGUCAAGCUGUGGAACCUCAACAAGCCCUCCUCCCAGAACACCAUGUUUGGUCACUUUGAGCCAGUCAACCACUGCUGUUUCUCCCCCGAUGACGCCUACGUGUCCACUUCCUCCAACGACGGUACCGUUAAGCUGUUUCAGGUCUCUUCUGCCAACGAGUGGAAGACGAUCAAAGUGAGCGACAUGUUUGAAGAGAGCGAUGAAGAGGUGUUCGUCAAGUGCAGCACCUGGACGGCUGACGGCAAACGCAUCAUAUGUGCAGCCAGGAACGCUGCUCUGGUGUUUGACGUGGAGACAUCAGACAUGUUGUUGGAGAUCAAAACCAAUCGUCUGAGCACGGUGCAGUUCUGUCACGCCUGUCCUACCAGCAACCUGCUGGCUAUCGCCUUCUCCAACUACGCUGUGGAGUGUGUCUUCCAGCUGUGGGACCUGGAGAGCAAUAAUAAGGUGGCAGACUGCAGCGGUCACCUGAGCUGGGUGCAACGCGUGGAGUUUUCUCCUGACGGCUCCCAGCUGCUCUCCUGCUCCGACGACCAGACUGUCAGGUUAUGGGAGACGAAGAAGGUGCACACCUCUUCAGCUGUCUGCCUGAAAAGAGACUCUGACGUUCUCUUCAACGAUGAAGAAAUCAUCGUGUCAGCUGCAGACAACUGCAACAGACUGCAGGUGCGUGAUGGCCGCACAGGGUCGGUUCUGUUCCAGUCGGAGGAGAUGUCGUCGAGGAUCCGCUGCACCUGCAUGUGCAGACAGCCCUCUGCUGUGGCUCUGGGUCAGGAGGAUGGCACUGUACAGGUCUUGGAGGUGCCCUCUGGGAGGCUCCUGGCCACUCUGCUGGGACACACCAAGACGGUGCUGCACUGCCGCUUCAGCCCGGACGGCCAGACCCUCAUCACAUCCUCCGAGGACACCACCAUCAGGGUGUGGAGGUGGCAGUCUGGGGAGUGCAAAGUCCUGCAGGGUCACAAGGAGCAGGUGAGAUGUUUCUCUCUGCUCUCCACCUUUCCCUCCGACACCAGACUGCUGUCCUGGUCCUACGACGGCACUGUGAAGAUGUGGGACACAGAGGGGGGGGAGAAGCUGCAGGACAUCGAGGCCCACCGGGGAGCCAUCCUGUCCUGCCACGCCUCUCCAGACGGGAGCCUCUUCGCCACCACUUCAGCUGACAAGACUGCUAAGUUGUGGCACUGUGAGUCGUGGCAGUGCGUCCACACGCUGAGCGGCCACCAGGACUGUGUCCGGAGCUGCCGGUUCUCCUGGGACAGCCAGCGCCUCGCCACGGGAGACGACAACGGAGAGAUUCGGCUCUGGAGUGUCAAAGACGGCUCUCUGCUGAGGAUCUGUUCCCGGGACGGUAAGGACGCCAUGGACUCUCUGCACGGAGGCUGGGUGACCGACCUGCACUUCUCCCCUGACAACUCUCUACUGGUCUCCACUGGCGGAUACAUCAAGUGGUGGGAUGUGGAGAAAGGCAAGGCUCUGCAGACCUUCUUUCCGAGGGGAACAGCGCUGAAGAGGAUCCACGUCUCCUCCGACUUCUCCACCUUCGUCACCAUCGACAGCAUCGGCAUCCUCUACAUCCUGCAAAGGGUGGUGUGACACUGCUUCAAUGGACCAAAAAAAGAAAGUAACAUAAUACUACAAACACCACAUUUACCAUGCCUAUAGGACACUGUCAGGGGGCUAAACUGAGGGGGCUAGAACCACACACUUCUCAGAUACUAGGUUUACAUUUCCACUGCACUAUUUCUUCGGCAUUAUAAUGGAGCAAUACAGGUUCACAUCUGCCUCUGCUAACUUGACUUCACCAAUUUACAACAGCUUAGAAUCAAACUGCUUCAGCGAAAAUACACUGUUGGGAGCGUAGGUGCACCAUGGAAGCUCAGACAGUCUUCAGAUUCCUACUCUACACAAAUACAGCGGGUACAAAUACAAAAAAAUAGAGCACAAACUAUUAUUGAAACAAGGAAAGGUGCAUUGAAAAGCAGCAUGUAGCGUUUGUGACGAUCAGGUUUUAUCGAACAGAUCUUUUAUAUCAUCAAUAUCUAAUGAUAAUCAAGAGUUGAAGAUACGUGAUCCUUGCAUCAAUGUGAAUAAUACAUGUAAAUCCAUAGUGCUUUAAGGCUGAACAUAACUGCAUGUCAUUUCAGAGAUUUGUAUGCUUCGCUGUAUGUGAUUGUUAUAAGCUAUAGAUGUCAUUAAGUUCAUUUGAGUCGUUAACGCUGUGAUGCUUUUGACCUUUUCACUUUACUAUAAACCGUUUUGGGCAUUUUAUCUACUUGCCUUAGUCUGAAUGUGAAAAGUGUAGAUACUGUAGGGUACAUGGGUUUUGCCUUCUCAAUCCACCAGCAUCAAUAAAACUUCUGGUGCACUUUGAUAAGCAUUACACAUUUAUAGUUAGAUAAAGUUGUAAUGAUCAGGCAUUUUAAACUGAAGUUUGUAAGUCUAUUUGUACAUCAGAACUUUUUUUUACUUUUAAACUUAAAUCAGAAAAAUGUGAUUUAUUAUUUAUAAUCAAUUUUCACACUGAUGUUAAAAGCCGCAUUUUGUGCUUUAUCAAUUGCUGAAUGUUUCGUUUUAUACUGGUGAUUUGUAACUCUAUACCACUUUUUUCACACAUCUUUAUCUGCAUUUUGUCUAGCCUUUCCUGUUGUGAGCACUUUGAAGCAGGAGUUACAAUCUUAAAUGAAGCUUUUACUCAUGUGGCUUUGUUCAGGCAAAUCAAAAAUGAAUCCUUACUUUGAUUUGGCAAUAAAGAUGAGUGUGUGACAGAGGAAAGUGUCCAUUGACAUGCUGUGUAAACUAACUAUCAAACGUAUUCAUUGCUGUAUGGAUGAUACAGACUGGAGGUCCAGUAGGAGUUGUAAGCAUAUAAAGACAAGACAAUUAUAAAAGCGAGGAUGCAUUUAAACAUGUCUGAACAUUGCUCAUGUCAUGUUCACGUUGUGCUCUUCCUGAUUGGUGCUUUAAAGUCGGCAUAAACUCAAUCACUAACCUUACAGGGCUGAGGUCUCUAAAUAAAUGGCCAAAAUAUUGAUGUCUGCUCAGGAUUAAUUGAUACUGUUGUAUACUGGGUGGUAUGUGAGUGUAAUGUGUUAAAGAUUAAACUACACAAGCUAUAAUGAUGAAGAUUA
This is a messenger RNA of Trematomus bernacchii (emerald rockcod), 5507 nucleotides long. It is a transcript of the gene apaf1, whose product is annotated as apoptotic peptidase activating factor 1. Bases 184 to 3972 code for a protein of 1262 amino acids. Gene Ontology annotation, molecular function: ADP binding; protein binding. Lineage: Eukaryota; Metazoa; Chordata; Actinopteri; Perciformes; Nototheniidae. Gene Ontology annotation, cellular component: apoptosome. Gene Ontology annotation, biological process: regulation of apoptotic process; apoptotic signaling pathway. The record is from RefSeq and is a predicted model, not a curated record. The transcript is spliced from 27 exons.